Molecule: messenger RNA, 8744 nt
Organism: Scleropages formosus (Asian bonytongue)
Lineage: Eukaryota; Metazoa; Chordata; Actinopteri; Osteoglossiformes; Osteoglossidae
Product: bromodomain adjacent to zinc finger domain protein 2B
Exons: 38
Coding region: 585-7517 (2310 amino acids)
Cellular component (GO): chromatin
Molecular function (GO): protein binding; DNA binding
Source: RefSeq, a predicted model, not a curated record
UGCGGGGAUUUAAAGCUAGCCGCUGGAGCGGUGUGUGAGAGCAGAUCGCUGGCCGUGUUUGGUGUAGUUCGAGCCGCAGCAGAGGAGCACUACUACGCGGUCGGUCGGUCGGUCGGUCGGACGGACGGACGGACACAUACUCUGCACAAACACCGUGCUCCGCUUUGUGAACAUGUCCGUCCAGGGGAUGAUGAUGAUGUGCGAAGCGCGGCAGCUCCGUAAAACAAACACCUCGGCAUGAUCGCGAAGUGCGUCCGUGUCGCCGCGCAACGCAGCUUUUCUCGGCGUUUCGGACGCGUUUCGCCGGGGUUUCCAGCGCGGACGUACGGCGAAAAGGGCCGCGCGCUCUCCCCCGCUCGCGUGCGCGCGCUCGCCCGCCUCCCUCUUUAUCUUUUGUCGCUUCCUUGAGCCGUGAAGAGGAGCAGCUGCAGCCCGGCCGGCUUCUUCAAAUUUAUCCCUUUGUGUAUAUUACAAUAUCCUCCAUUUUUUUUCGCUCGCGCUCUCUGCCCUCUAAACAACAAGCCUCUCGCCAUCUUGGUUUGCAGGGCAGUGAUGUCACAGAGCUGAAGACACACUUGAACAAUAUGGAGUCUGGAGAGCGGCCUCCGUCCUCCGUGCACAGCACCUCCUCCGCCGCUGCCUCCUCCCCAGCCCCCUCCUCCAAGCCAGGCUUGGUCCCAGUCCCUGCCGCCCUCAGCUCCCCUCUCAACACCUGUGGACAUUUGUUCCGGACAACCAACGAUCAACCUUUUAGCAUGUCCUCCGUCUCAAGUGCCUUCCCCAUGAUGAACCACCCAGCCUUUGGCCUUUACACUAGUAGCUCAGGGCGGUCAGAAUUUGGAGGCCUGGGCACGCUUGGUGUCUCUGCUGCCCUUGCAGCUCACUCUCAGCUGGGAACAUUUCCAGAGUGGUGGCGGGCAUCUGAGGCUCCUGGGCGGGGCACCACCGCCUUCUUCUCCCCCAUCCUUGGCCUCCCUCCGAUGUUCACGCCUCCCAUGCAGAACCACGACUCCAGUCCUUUCCAUUCUCGGACGCCGAGCAAGAAUGGACGGGGCUCCUCCAAAGGGGUGAAUGGCGCAGUGAACGGGAGCAGUGUCAAUGCUUCCUCUGGGGGGAACCCUGCCCCUGCCAUGCCUCCAGCACUGGGGGCAUCUGAGCAGCCCAAAGCCACUAACUCCAGCAGUCGGAGUCGCAAAGGUGUACAGGAGGGGGGCCAAAUCGUGAAGGAGAAGCCUAGUCAGAAAACUAAAGACAAGAAGCUCCGCAAGAAGACAAUGGAGUGUUCCAGCAACAGUGACAGUGAAUCUGGAUCUUCCUCCGAAACCUCAAGUGAAGGGGUCAGUAGCAGUGACUCAGACUUGGAUGACGAGGAUGAUGAGGAAGAAGAUGACGAUGACGAUGACCAGAGUAACGAGACUGAUGAUUCAGAUUCUGAGAGGGACACGCGGGUCGACGUUGGUGAGGGUAAGAAGAAUAUGCCCAAACUUGUUGAAGACUUGGAGCACCAGGAGAGCACGGGGAACCUGCCCCGUGGCUUUUCCACUGAGUCACCGGCUGCUGCCCACUUCCCAAUUCAACCCUCAAGUCAGCCACAGUCCCUAGGUCUGGUCACUUCUUCCUCUGGCCCACUGGUUUUUCAAGGACCCAAGGCCAGGGAGGAGGGAGUGAAGCAACACCAGAGUGUUAUACAGGCAACUGGUCUGGCAGCCAGCGUCAAGCCCCUGGCCCUGGUCACACAGCCGCGCCAGGAGAACUCGCCCAAACCACUUUCUCCCUCGCCCAAGCCCCUCUGCCUCUCCACCUCGCCCAAGCCCCUCUCCCUCUCCACCUCACCAAAGCCCCUCUCUCUGUCUAACUCACCCCAGCCACUGUCUCUCUCCAGUUCCCCCAGACCUCCCUCGUUGUCUCCAUCUCCCAAAGUCAAAUCCUUGACCCCCUCUCCCAACCCCCCAACUCUCUCCCCUGAUGGGGUGAAGGCAACAACAAGGAGCCUCGUGGAGGAUUCAGUUUCCCACAUUGAUUUCAGAUUAAAGCAGCCAUUUUUCUCCCAGGAGCACUUAAAGCAGGUGUUUCCUGUCCAUCUGAAAAAACAGCAGGAGUCCCACAAGACCCAGAAGAAGGCAGUGUUGUUAUCCCUGCCCCCUCCCAAACUGUCCCCUGAGGUCAUGGACAGCCCUAAGCUGGCUAAUCCUCACAGCAACCACUCCAACCUCUUCCUUUCCAGCACCCUCCUUGGCCAUCAGCACAGCCACCACCACCCAAAUGGUGUGAUUCAGAGCACUGUUCAAGAUGCCCCUCUGGCCCUAAUCACUAAACCUCGCAGCCAGGCAAAGAGUCCCAGUAAGCCCAGUGUUGCUGCUCCUGGUGCUGCAUCCGAUGCUGCCCCAGUUGCACCUUUCUCCUUGCCAGUCAACUUGAGCAUGGGGCCGAAGAACCACACGGCUGCUUCCAUGGCACCCACGCGGACCACUACCUCACCCAGCCUGACCACCAUGCACAUAAAGAACAGGGUCCCCAAAGCCAUGACUCCAGGGAAAGGGGCACCACAGAGUCAUCUGGUUCAGUCCCUAGUUGACCUUUUCCGCAGCACAGAGUCUGAUAUCCCAAGUAGUAAGGAAUCAGAUGACUCCGUUGAGGAUGAGGAUGAUGAGGAUGAAGAUGAAGAUGACGAUGAUGACGAUGAUGACUCCGACAGCCCCUCAGAGUCAGAAAGCAAUUUUGGAAGUGACUCGGACGGCUCAGAGGAUGACAUGAAGGAUCGCAACGAGACUGGCACGGACACAGAGGGGGAGAAGAUACCCCUGAAACUCACUAAAAGUACCUCCUUGCAGAACACCUCUGCCAACCACUCGAUCAGCAGUUCCCCUCUUAAUCUCCAAGUCAUCAAGACUCCCAGCAUGGCAGCCUCCAGUGCAUUGACUGGCUCUGGAUCCCUAGCCUAUCACAGUGCUCCAUCUUCAUCCUUCACUGUGUGCACACAGCCAGGGUCGGCAAAACGGAGAAGAGUGACAGAUGAACGGGAGCUGCGCGUACCUCUUGAAUUCGGGUGGCAGAGAGAAACUCGAAUCAAGAAUGUCAACGGGCGCCUCCAAGGAGAUGUGGCGUACUACGCCCCAUGUGGAAAGAAGCUGCGUCAGUACCCAGAUGUUGUAAAGUAUCUAUCCAGAAAUGGAAUUACUGACAUCACGCGUGAUAAUUUUAGCUUCAGUGCAAAAAUAAGGGUUGGUGACUUCUAUGAAGCCAGAGAUGGACCCCAGGGCAUGCAGUGGAGCCUGUUGAAGGAGGAGGAGGUCAUCCCUCGCAUUCUGGCCAUGGAGGGUCGGCGGGGCCGGCCCCCAAACCCAGAGAGCCAGCGCCCAAUAGACGGGUCCCGAGUGAGACGCCGAAAGGGCCGACCCCCAAACGUGGGUGAGGGUGAGCUCCCAAGUGUCACUGAUGCCAAGCUUCUCCGAAAACUAGAAGCCCAAGAAAUAGCCCGCCAGGCAGCUCAGAUCAAAUUGAUGCGGAAACUUGAAAAACAGGCCCUGGCUCGAGCGGCCAAAGAAGCAAGGAAGCAACAAGCAAUUAUGGCUGCUGAGGAGAAGCGAAAACAAAAAGAGCAAAUUAAGAUUCUGAAACAGCAGGAGAAGAUUAAGCGGAUUCAGCAGAUCCGAAUGGAAAAGGAACUCCGUGCGCAGCAGAUUCUAGAAGCAAAAAGGAAAAAGAAGGAGGAAGCAGCAAAUGCCAAAAUUUUGGAGGCUGAGAAGCGAACAAAGGAGAAAGAAAUGAGAAGACAACAAGCUGUGAUAUUGAAGCAUCAGGAGUUGGAGAGGCAUAGACUAGAUAUGGUAUGGGAAAGGGAGAGACGGCGACAACACAUGAUGUUGAUGAAGGCGAUGGAGGCCAGGAAGAAAGCAGAGGAGCGGGAGCGCUUGAAGCAGGAGAAGCGAGAUGAGAAGCGGUUGAACAAGGAGAGAAAACUGGAACUUAGGAGGCUGGAACUGGAGAUGGCCAAGGAGCUGAAGAAGCCCAAUGAAGAUAUGUGUUUACCAGAUCAUAAGCCUCUUCCAGAGCUCUCCCGGAUCCCGGGCCUAGUGUUACCAGGGUCCACCUUCUCAGACUGCCUAAUGGUGAUGCAGUUUCUACGCAGCUUUGGAAAGGUUCUAGGUUUUGAUGUGAGCACUGAUGUGCCUAGCCUGGGCGUGCUGCAGGAAGGCCUGCUCAAUGUAGGCGAGAGCAUGGGUGAAGUGCAGGACCUGCUGGUGCGCAUGCUGUCUGCAGUGGUGUGCGACCCAGGACUGCCACCAGGCCACAGGACCAAAACAUCCCUAGGGGACCACCUAACCAAUGUGGGGAUCAACCGGGACAAUGUGUCAGAGAUUCUGCAGAUCUACAUGGAUGCACACUGUGCACAAACAGAGCUGGCUGAACUGGCAGAGAGUCUGAGGACCAAGGCCUUUCAGGCCCACACACCAGCUCAGAAAGCCUCCAUACUGGCCUUUUUGGUCAAUGAGCUGGCCUGCAGUAAGAGUGUUGUUAGUGAGAUAGACAAGAAUAUAGAUCACAUGACCAAUCUAAGGAGGGACAAGUGGGUGAUAGAAGGCAAGCUUCGCAAGCUUAGAAACAUUCAUGCAAAGAAGACCGGAAAGAGAGAGUCUGGUGUGGUGGGUGAUGAGGCUCAGGCACUGGGUACCCCUGUGGCGGGACGCAAACGCAAGCGCAAGGGAGGGGACAGUGAUGAAGAUGAUGACGAAGACUAUGACAGUGAUGACCAGGGCGAAGAUGAAGAGGAGGAGGAGGAGGAGGGGAAGAAAGGAAAGAAGCUGGAAACAUGUGAAGAUGAGGAUGAGGGUGACCAGGCUGCUAGCGUGGAAGAAUUAGAGAAGCAGAUAGACAAAUUAACAAAGCAACAGAGCCAGAUAAGGCGCAAGCUCUUUGAGGCAUCUCACUCCCUGCGCUCUAUGAUGUUUGGCCAGGACCGCUACAAACGCCGCUACUGGGUGCUGCCACAAUGCGGUGGUGUGUUCGUGGAAGGCAUGGAAAGUGGGGAAGGUCCAGAAGAGUUGCAGAAAGAAAAGGAAAGAUACAGACAGCAUGAAAGCAUGGGGACUGUUCAAAUCAAAGAGGAGCCCCCAGAGCCAUUGGAAGAGAAACCUCUGGAAAUUAGCCAGGAGGUUAACCUUUUGGAGGGAGAAUCAGCCCCUGAGGCUAGGAAUGAGAAGGACUCCCCAAACCUCUUCCUCCAGAAGCCAGGCUCCUUCUCAAAACUGAGCAAGCUCCUAGAGGUGGCCAAGAUGUCCCCAAAGUCUGAGGGACAGCAUCAGAAACAGAAUGGUUGCCCUGUUACGGUCACCAUGGUGAUGCCUUCUCCACCACACACUGGCCCUCAGAGCUCAUUGCCCAGCAGUGGCCAGCCAGCCCCCAUUGCACCUGGUGUAGAGCCCAAGCUGGACCCCAUCCCACCCCUCAUCGGUCCCCACUUCAGCAGUCCAAAUCAGGCAUGCAGCCCUCAACAGUCAUUGUCCAGCGACCAGCUCUUCCGUGUACUAACAGAGAAGAGUGGCCACUGGUUUAGCCUCCUACCCCGCUCUCCGUGUGAUGAGUCCUCUCUCACCAGCAUCCCCACACCUCCUGGAGCCUCCCCCAGGUCCUCUGCUGCCAGGCCCAAAUCGCCCACAUCCUCAUCACCUACCGCAUCCACACCAUCUGCAUCAGCGAGUCCUCACAAUCCCGGAGUUAUUGGUAACUUGGCACUGUCAUCUCUCCAGGUAAAACCUGGUAUUCAUGGAGUGGGACUUGGGUACUGUGGAUGGCCUGGUGGCAUGAGUCCAAACAUGACCUUCUCCAGUAGCUCUCAGCACCCUACACUGGGUCCAAUUUAUGUUCCGGGGGAAAGCAAUGGCAACCCUUUUUUGGCACCCAGUGUUUCUACUAGCAAGAGUGAGUCCCCAGUGCCCCCCAGUGAGAAGCCGUCAUCAGUUCCUUCCCCUGCUGUGGAAGUGGCCAAACCCCAGGACUACCAGACACCACAGCCCAUUCCAGAAGAAAUGCUGACAGGCUGGUGGAGAGUGGCUGAUAUGGAGGAGCUGCGGGCCUUGGUGAAGGCAUUACACAGUAGGGGCAUUAGGGAGAAGGCCCUGCAGAAGCAAAUCCAGAAACACAUGGAAUACAUAGCCCAAGCUUGUGCCAAGAACAGAGAUGCUGCCACAAUCGACAUGACUGAUCUUGAGGAGAACCAGGUGACAGAGGAAACUCUGGAGGGCUGGUGUGUUGAGGAGCAAGCCAUGGAAAUGGACAUUGCUAUCCUUCAACAGGUAGAAGAGCUGGAGAGGAAAGUGACUUCUGCCAGCCUUCAGGUCAAGGGAUGGAUUUACCCCGAGCCUCAGUCGGAAAGGGAAGAUUUGGUCUACCAUGAACACAAGCCUCGUACCCAGUUGAGCAUGGCAAAAGACAAGGAGGGCAGCAAUGAGCAGAAAGAGAGUGAAGAUGGCAACAUUGUUCGACGUGUGAACAACCCUCUAGAUAUAGCUGUAACCAGGCUGGCUGAAUUGGAAAAGAACAUUGAGCGAAGGUAUCUGAAGAGCCCCUUAAGUACCACCAUUCAGAUCAAACUGGAUAAUGUGGGUACAGUCACUGUCCCUGCUCCUGCACCAUCCAGUAGUGGUGAUGGUGAAGGAGGUGAAGAGGAUAUUGCCCCAGGGAUGAAGGUGUGGCGCAAAGCCUUGAGUGAGGUUCGAAGUGCCGCUCAGCUGGCACUUUGCAUCCAACAGCUGCAGAAGUCCAUUGCCUGGGAGAGGUCUAUAAUGAAAGUGUACUGUCAAUUUUGCCGAAAGGGAGAUAACGAGGAACUGCUCUUACUGUGCGAUGGCUGUGACAAAGGGUGUCACACUUACUGCCAUAGACCCAAGAUCACCACAAUACCAGAGGGUGACUGGUUUUGUCCUGCGUGCAUAUCAAAGGCGAGCGGUCAGUCCCCAAAGAAUAAAAAGCUGCAGAACCGGGCUGUGGUGCCAGGCAAGAAAACCACUGAGGUGAAACGAUGUAGGAAGCCAUCCGUGGCUGGAGAGAUCUCAGAGGAUGAUGCUGCAAGUUCCAGCAGUACUCCAAAGAAAGUGAUGAAGGACCCGAAGAAGAGAAAGGUGGAGGAGAAUCCUCCUCCUAAUCAGUUGAAACCAGACAGUCCUGCAUCUAUGAAGAAGACAAAAAUAAGAGAUAAUGACAAGGACCUGAUUUUAUGCAGCAUACUUCUCUCUGAGCUGGAGAGCCAUCAAGAUGCCUGGCCCUUUCUUACUCCUGUCAACCCCAAAUCCGUUCCUGGCUACAAGAAAGUUAUCAAGAAACCCAUGGACUUCUCCACUAUCCGUGAAAAGCUCAGCAGCAAUCAGUAUCAGAAUCUGGAAACAUUUAUCAUUGAUGUCAACCUGGUUUUUGAUAACUGUGAAAAGUUCAAUGAAGACAAUUCUGAUAUUGGACGAGCUGGACACAGCAUGAGGAAGUUUUUUGAGAGACGGUGGACUGAACUAUUGAAGACAAACUGAUCUCGUUUAGGUGUUAUUUCUGCUAUCUGGGACCAGCAGUUUCCAUUUCAGUUUUCAUCUUAGAAUACUUGUGAAAGUAUUGUACUGAGAUCUAUCUUACAAACAUGAGACUCAAAUGUCUUUCCUCCAGAAAUGAGGGCUCGUAAAAUGUCAAUUACUGAUACAUAACGCUGGCUUGGCUAGAACAGGGAAAACUCACCCAUAAGGUUUGUGACAAGGGUGUGUUAUUAGUGCAAUACCAUUUCUUAUAAGAAAUCGCACUGAAUUUACAACCAUCAGAGCUGUAAUUGGGGAAAGAACACUUUCCACUACUUGUAAAUAUAUAUUUUUGUUUUUUUUUUUUUACUUUACCCGUAAUAUUAUAGUGAAUGUAUUUAAUUUUGUUAAUUAUUUAUGAGUUAUAAGGUCCAGUCUUCAUUUUCUAUGAAAAGGAAGAAACAGCAAAAACUGCUUUAAGAUCUUAAGGAAUGUUUUUCAAUUAUAAACAAAGCCAAGAAAAAAAAACUGUUUACACUGUCGAGUGCCUCCAGGGCACCAGAAGAUUCAUUACGGUAAUACUGUAAAGCUGCAUUUAUAUAUAAAUGUUUUUGCAUCGCUCAGUUGCAUAUGACAUUGAGGCAACAGUGACACAUGUGUAUAUACUGUUUAUUAAUGUUAAUAUUAAGUCUUGUUUGGAAUAUGUAUGAUGUGUACAUAUUGUUUCAGACAUCAAAUAUGGUUUAUGCCUUAGAAUGAUUGUAGCAUUUUAUUUUAGUCCUAAAGUGAUUAUACAUAUAUUGCUUGUACAGUACAUAUCCUCUGCAAACACUGUGGUCUCCUUAAUCUUGGUAGUGCCUGCCUUUUCAACAGGGUGUAGGGGAUAUUAUUUUUUCCUCCCAUUUUUUCUAUUUUUUAUAUAAUUUUAACCCUCCCAGUUUCAAAUUCUGGCAUAAUCAUUUCUAUCCAUAUGAAAUAUAUUGCGAUGCACAGUAUUUUUCAUAAAAGCAUUUCGAUUUCCCUCCAUCUGCCUUGCCACCGACACAAAAAACAUUUGUAGCCACUGUGUUUGAAUCUUGCUGUGUGUCGUGGUCUACUGAGGGCAGCUAGAGCAGAUUUUUUUGUACCUGAGUCAGAGUACUUGAAGUUAUUUUAUUUAAAGAUAUUGUGGAAAAAAGUAGCAUUCUUUUGUAGGAGCAUUAUUUUUCACUAGUGUGUGUGGCACGGAUCUAAUAAAAGGAUGUUUUUCAA